This is a messenger RNA of Papaver somniferum (opium poppy), 660 nucleotides long. RefSeq lists its product as uncharacterized. The record is from RefSeq and is a predicted model, not a curated record. The transcript is spliced from 3 exons. NCBI's taxonomy places the organism in Eukaryota, Viridiplantae, Streptophyta, Magnoliopsida, Ranunculales, Papaveraceae. The coding region runs from base 1 to 660 and encodes 219 amino acids.
AUGGCUCAGUUCAUAGAGAAGCAACAUGCUGCCAAAAAUCAAAGAGCUAAACAUCGAGCCAAUGUGCAAAAUGAAAUAAGAAGAGCAAAAGCAAAUCAAAUAAGAGCAUAUCAGCGCAAUAUUAGUAUUGUAGAAGAUGAAUGCAUCUGCAAGAAUUAUGUUUUGUGUCGUCAAAUUCUUGAUAGUGCGCUGAUAGCAAAUGAGUGCUUAGAUUCUCGAAUUAAGAGUGGUAAGCCUGGUGUGGUAUGCAAAAUUGACUUCGCAAAAGCUUUUGAUCACGUUUCAUGGGAAUUCCUCUACGAAGUUCUUGCUAAAAUGGGAUUUGGAGCUACAUGGAGAAAGUGGGAUUCAAGGUUGCAUCAACAACACACCAAUUUCAUUUAUGAAGCGUUGAAUGUGAUGUUUCAAGUAGGUCAUAAUCGAGGGGGUAUUGGUGGAUUUGAAAUGAGUCCUAAUGGUUCAAAAAUCAGUCAUUUGCAAUUCGCCGACGACACAUUGGUUUUCUUAGAUGACACAUUAGAGCAAAUGAAUUACCUUAGAUACACCCUUCUUGGGUUUGAGAUGAUAUCAGGGCUUCACAUAAACUUUGCUAAAUGUAGUAUAUCCGGGGUUGCAAAUGCUUCUAACCUAGAACAAAUGGAUGCAAUGUUGGGUUGCUAA